Molecule: messenger RNA, 1600 nt
Organism: Heteronotia binoei (common prickly gecko)
Lineage: Eukaryota; Metazoa; Chordata; Lepidosauria; Squamata; Gekkonidae
Gene: FKBP14
Product: FKBP prolyl isomerase 14
Exons: 4
Coding region: 543-1235 (230 amino acids)
Molecular function (GO): peptidyl-prolyl cis-trans isomerase activity; calcium ion binding
Source: RefSeq, a predicted model, not a curated record
GAAAGUCUCCAAGAUUGUGUGUGCCGCUUUCCUUCCUGGAAUGUUGGGGACGGCCAGUCCUGGCUCGCCUAUGCUUCUGACGCGUUUUCAAGAUGGACGGGACUGUUUACCAACCAGUAGCAACAUUUUUAGUCCGGCCCUCGCGUUGAGCCAACCAGAAGGAGGGAAGAGGGGGUAAUACAAGGUUUCCAGAGGACUGCCCUUAAAAAAAAAGUUGGGGGGAGUUUGCCACGUCUUCGGAUUAGAGGCGUGGGAAGAACGGUGGCGCUGGAAGUAAAGUAAUGAAUGAGCCUCUUCAUCGCCUUGCUGGCCAGAUCGUCCCCUUUAACGAAACGAACCCUGAGAAACUUAGAAGUCUGGAUGUUCAGCAGAGUGAUCGUGAGAUGGCAAGUGCACGGCGAGGCCAACGAAAAAAACGCGAUCCCUGACCACAGCAGCGGGGAAUUUGAAUCUAGGGGAUCCUAGAACUGUUCUAGGCGAUCUUGAAAUUCAGAGCCGUUAGGCAAAUCACUGAAAGUGAACAUAGUUUGAUCAAACUAUUUAUGGUAGGAGAAUUAUCCGUUUUCAAAGCUCGGAGGCAAUUGUUGAAGCCCCCCCCAAUGGAAGCUGCCUACUGGGCUCUCUUUUCCUUCGUCUUGGUGGCUUUCGGAUCUGGAGCGCUCAUUCCGGAGCCAGAAGUGAAGAUCGAGACGCUCCACAAGCCAUUCAUUUGCAAGAGGAAGACCAAGCUGGGGGACAUGAUGCUGGUCCACUAUGAGGGGUAUUUUGAGAAAGAUGGCUCCCUGUUUCAUUCCACCCACAAGCACAAUAAUGGUCAGCCUACCUGGUUUAAUCUUGGUAUAAAUGAAGUUAUCAAAGGCUGGGAUAAAGGUUUGGUCGGCAUGUGUGUUGGGGAGAAACGCAGGCUCACCGUUCCUCCUUCCCUGGGUUAUGGGAAAGAAGGGAAAGGAAAAAUUCCACCUGAGAGUACGCUGAUCUUCAGUAUUGACCUUAUAGAAAUUCGAAAUGGGCCAAGGUCUCAUGAGUCCUUUCAAGAAAUGGAUCUUAACGAUGACUGGAAGCUAUCCAAAGAGGAGGUAAAAAUGUACUUGAAGAAGGAAUUUGAAAGACAUGGUGCAGUGGUCAAUGACAGCCAUCACGAUUCUUUGGUCAAAGACAUAUUUUCUAAAGAAGAUGAGGACACAGAUGGAUUUAUAUCUGCAAGGGAGUUUGUGUAUACACAUGAUGAAUUAUAAAGUAUUUUGGAAGGACUUGCUAGUGAGAGGGAGAUCAAGGGACUUUGCACAACUGACACUUCUUGAAAUGUUGUUAUAUAUACAGAGGCCUGUUAACUCACAAGGGGGGGGGGGAAGUGCAUUACAUUAUUUUUCUACCUGACAUAUGCUUGUUGAAACUCAAUUUUGUUACUGUCUCUUUUUAAAAUAACUUUAAAACAGAUUCCUUAAGGGGAGUUCAUAUUUAUUUUGAAAACUAGAGAACAAAAACCUUUCUACUAACAAAUGGUGCUUUAAAACAGACUUCAGCCAUUUCUGCUUUCCGUUUGCCAAUUGUCUAUUUUUUAAAAAAUGUCAGCCAAAAAUAAAGUACGGUUAGUAUAAAA